GAGGGCGUUCUCGGCGAUUGGACAAAGCGGGCGACCUCCUCUCGAGAGAAGUCAACCAAAUUUGGUUGACCCGAUUGCAAACGUAUGCUGGUGGAUGGAAAUUGUGGUACGACAACAAAAUGGCAUCUAACAGGAAAUAUGCUGCGUUGCCAGACCUCGACUCGGCACCAGACAUCUACGAGACCCCAGAACUCAUCGACGACCAGUCAACAGUUCCACCCACCACCGUGCGGUCGCCUUCCGACAAUGGGUACGAUGAGGAGGAAGAUGACGACACUGGAAUCUCGCGGUCGCGUCUCCGUAUAAACCAAGCCCGAUCGAGGUUCAUGCCAGCAGCCGUCGACGCGACAGACGUGGACUUCUCAGACCGUCUUGCGAGCAAACGGAAGUCCUACAAGACAUCGACCCGGCGCCGUCGAAUCCUCGAGGAUGGAACGGAAGAAAUAGGCGAUCUGAGUGACGAGGGCGACGAUGCGGGGAACCUAGCGCGAAAGAUUGCUCGACUAAAACGCGAAAUCGAGGAAGCCAAGGAGGAGUAUGGAAAACAAAAGGCUGCCUCAAGCCAACCAACGGACGAGGAAGAGGUCGCCGAGACCGAGUUCGAAUCGCUGAGCAAGGUGUUGGAUGAGAUAUCGGGACUUGAUCAGCCCCUAGCCUCCCGCGCCAUCCCCGCUCCCCAACCAACUAGUAUCGGGGAGAAGGCAUCCGGGGAGCACACCGAGGGCGUCAGUUACACGAUAACUUAUGCGCCGAGCUAUGAGCAAACACACGUUCUCGCGAAAGCGGCCGAUUUCGACAGCCGCCUGGUCGUUUUGGAGAAGGCACUAGGGGUCGGGUCGGUAUCAAUGCCCGAAUUUGACGCGAACGGCCUGCCGCGCGCCGUCGUACCCCUUGUGGAGCAGCUUCACAAACAAGUCUUGACCCUCUCCGAAGCCUCGGUCCCCUCCCUCGAUAGCAUCAGCCGGAGAGUACGGGCUUUAACGCAGGAGGCUGAGAAUUUGGAGAAGGCGAGACGGAACGCCAAGUCAGCCCACGACGCGCUUGCUUCGGCGGGAGCUGCACCAGCCUCCGAGGGCGCCGCCCCCGAGGAUUUGGAGCAGACGGCCAAGAUCAACGCACUCUACGGAACCCUACCAACCAUUGAGAAUCUCACCCCCCUGCUGCCGCCGCUGCUCGACCGACUCCGAUCGCUGCGAAUGAUCCAUGCAGACGCCGCCGCGGCCUCGGAGACGCUGGAGCGUCUGGAGAAAAAGCAGGCGGAGAUGGCCGGCGAGAUUCAGCAAUGGCGAGAGGGCUUAGAGAAGGUGGAGAGCGCCGUCAGGGCGGGUGAUGCGACCAUGUCGAAGAAUGUGGAGGUCAUAUCUACGUGGGUGAAGGAUCUUGAGGAGAAGAUGGCGAAAUUGUCUUAGCGAGUAGACCCUAUGAUACCCAACGCGAGAUACUCGUUUUCCCAACUGAUAGCCAGACUCGAAUCCGGAGGAGAGCAUGUGACGAUUGGGUGACGAUUGGACUCCCUGGCCUUUGGAUGCUAAAGUACCCUCAGUACACAGUGGGAGAGUGGGUCAGGUUGGCCCAUUGACCAAUCAAACCCGCCGAGCGCGUCUUCGGUUGCAAGAUAAAUUCUCCAAGAAAGCUCGGCCAGAGCUUUUUGACUUUUCC
Messenger RNA from Chaetomium fimeti, 1659 nucleotides. RefSeq names its product Dynamitin-domain-containing protein. Gene Ontology annotation, biological process: mitotic spindle organization. Bases 120 to 1409 code for a protein of 429 amino acids. The record is from RefSeq and is a predicted model, not a curated record. Gene Ontology annotation, cellular component: cytoplasm; dynactin complex. NCBI's taxonomy places the organism in Eukaryota, Fungi, Ascomycota, Sordariomycetes, Sordariales, Chaetomiaceae. The transcript has 3 exons.